AUGUACAGUAGAAGGAACUUGGAUAGACAAGGUACGAGAGGUAGGCAGGAGAAUCGGUAUGAUAACUAUUCGAGUCCGAACCCAGUAUCUAUGAAAGAGGCAGUACCGAUAGGUAAACAGACAUAUUGGUCAGGAGAACCUUCGAGGUAUAAGAAGGUACAAGAUCAACAACUCGAUGCCAUUAUAGUUGGUCAUCUCACAAGUGAACAAAUAGAUGCCUAUCAACAGUAUUUUAGGAUCGAAGAAGUUUCAGAUCUAUUGAGAAGAUCCAAUAAUCGGAGUAUAGUUCAGUUACUACCAUCCGGUGACUCAAAGACUAACCCCAACUUAAGAAGAGAUCCAUCACCUCCACCAAAAUAUGACAAUCAAGGUAAUAGGGUUAACACCAGGGAGAUUAGGACUAAAGAGGCAUUAGAAAAAGAAAGGGGGGCAUUGAUAGAAUCAGCGGUAAGAGGUAUCAAACUGUACAACCCACCAUAUGAUUACCAAAAACCUAUCAAAACUACUGAAAAAUUAUAUAUUCCUAUCAAAGAUUAUCCCGACAUCAAUUUUGUUGGAUUUUUAUUGGGUCCUAGAGGAACCACAUUGAGGAAGAUUGAAGAAGAUAGUGGAGCCAGACUUGCAAUUCGAGGUAAAGGUUCGGUAAAAGACGGUAGAUCAACCAAUUCACAAUCAUCAAAUGGAGAUGAAUCUGCAGAAGAAGAUUUACAUGUCAUAAUUACAGCGGAUUCUCAACAGAAACUAGCCAAAGGUAUUCAAUUGACCAAUGAGAUCAUUGAGACCUUAGUUUCAUCGCCGUUUGGUCAAAAUGAAUUAAAGAGGAACCAGUUGAAACAAUUAGCAAUCUAUAACGGUACAUUGAGAGAGACCAAACCAUUUGACCCAACCAAAUACAACGGAAAACUGUCUCGUCCUCAAUUUGAUAUCACUAAGAUUGUUUGUAAGAUUUGUGGAAACGUAGGUCAUCUUGCAAGAGAUUGUAAAUUUAAAAACGAAGAAGGUUUUAACCAAAACACCGAAGAUGUUGAAGACACCCCAGCUUGGAAAAAACCCAGAACCGGUGACGUUUUACCACCUUGGGCAGAUAAUACUGCUUCUAGUGGCACCCCUCCUCCUCCAUCAGCUCCAGUGGCACCACCAAUGGCCAUGGGAAUACCGGCCCCCCCUCCUGGAUUAUCAGGACCACCACCUGGAUUGGUUCCUCCACCUUCCGCAAAUUUACCUCCACCAAAUGUUGUCCCAACUCCACCAGGAAUUCCAGCUCCACCUCCAAGCAUUCCACCACCACCAUCAAACAUUCCUGCCCCUCGUGCUUCGAAUAUUCCUGCACCACCAGCACCACCAGCAGUCAAACCACCACCACCUCGCCCAGACCAAAUCAAACCUCCACAGCCACCACCACCGCCAUCUACAACCACGAAGAAACCGCCACCUCCUCCUCAACAAAAAGAUUAA
Molecule: messenger RNA, 1455 nt
Organism: Yamadazyma jaroonii
Lineage: Eukaryota; Fungi; Ascomycota; Pichiomycetes; Serinales; Debaryomycetaceae
Source: the annotation of a GenBank genome assembly